This is a messenger RNA of Capsicum annuum, 1398 nucleotides long. Its product is annotated as F-box/kelch-repeat protein At3g24760. The record is from RefSeq and is a predicted model, not a curated record. Gene Ontology annotation, biological process: SCF-dependent proteasomal ubiquitin-dependent protein catabolic process. The annotation marks the transcript as partial. Gene Ontology annotation, molecular function: protein binding; ubiquitin-protein transferase activity. NCBI's taxonomy places the organism in Eukaryota, Viridiplantae, Streptophyta, Magnoliopsida, Solanales, Solanaceae. The transcript has a single exon.
UUCUAUCUACAUCUUCCACAUCCCAACACACUUUUAACCAACCAAACUCCCCAAAAAAACAAUCUUUUUUCAAAAUCCCUCAACCCCCAAAAAAUUGAAAAACUAAUUUCCAGUCAGAAGCCCAAUUCUCAAAAUGAUACCAUUUUCAAGAACUGGAAUUAUCUUUCUUCAGACUUAACAGAAAAAAUCCUCUCUUAUCUCCCAAUUCGUUCUAUAAUCAUUGCUUCUUCUGUAUGCAAAAACUGGAAUUCUAUAAUAACUUCUUCCUCUUUUACCACCAAAAUCUCUACAACAAAAAAUAAACCAUGGCUUUUUCUAUGUGGCCAAAACAGUAUUUUUUUCAAGAAUAACCAAGCAUUUGCCUAUGACCCAAAUUCCAAUGAAUGGAUUUCACUUCCCAUUUCUACUCUUUUAUCCCAAGAUUUCUUUAUUGGUUCUAAUGGUUUUUUCUUUUCUACUUCUUCUGAAAAUUUCAGUUUUAAGCCAAUUUUCAAUGGCAUUUGGAACCAAACAAGUCCUUCGAGGUUUCCUAGGUGUAAUCCUCUUGUGGGUGUUUAUUACAAUAAUGAUGGACCAAGAUUCAUUGUUGUUGGUGGUGUUAGGUUUGUCGGUGGAUUAGUUGAUGUUGAGGAUCGUUUGGCUGUUGAGGUAUAUAAUCCAAAUCUUGAUUCUUGGGAACUGUGUCCACCUUUGCCAGCUGAUUUCAGGUCAGGGAAUUCAUCACAAUGGUUAUGUUCAGCUUUGUUGAGGAAAAGGUUGUAUGUCUUUGGUAUAUAUUCUUGUUUUGUUACGUGUUUCGAUUUGGAUGAGCAUGUGUGGAGUGAAGUAGAGACACUCAGACCACCUGGGAUACUGUUUUCAUUCUUAGUAACAUGUCGAGAAUGUUUGGUUUUAGGUGGAUUGUGUAACUUACAAAGUGGACCAAGUUUUGUACUAUGGAAAGUUGAUGAGAAAACAAUGCAGGAGUUCAGUGAAAUUGCUAUAAUGCCUAAUGAACUGAUGUGUUGUUUGUUUGAUAGUGAUGAAGAUGAUAGAUUUGCUAGUUUAAAGUGUGUUGGAUUGGGUAAUCUUGUUUAUGUGUAUAAUGAGGAGCAUUAUAAGAGUUAUCCUGCUUGUGUUUGUGAAUUUACUAGUGAAUUUGGGAUGUGUAGUUGGAGGAAGUUGCCUAAUUUGCCAGCAUCUGCAAGUAAGUUUCAUAGAGUGGUUAGUUUUUGUUCAGCUGCUUCACUUGAUAACAUUCUUGUUGGUGCAAGAAUUUGAAGUUUCUCCGAGACAGAGCAGAGCAGUGUGGUGGGAUGGAUGAGAUUCUUCGUCUUGUGCAUAAUAAUAGUAUGUUUAGAAAUAGAUUCUCGUUCCUAUUUCCACAAUAUAUGAAUUUAUAGAUGAUACUUUUUUUCA